AUUUUGAAACUAGAGUUUGCUCUUUUGUUCAAGAUUAGCUGAGCAGUAGCUGCCACUACUAUGCUCUUCUCUUCUUCUAUUAUUUUCUCAAUCGCCAGCUUCUCUUACACUCUUCAAUCAUCAUCACCACCGUCGUCGUCGUCAUCAUCUUUAUCUUCUUGAUUUCUCUUUCACCAUUGAUUUUCAUCUCCGGAUUUGCUUAUUUUCUUUCUAGCAUUCACUCGGGGAGUAGUCGUCUUAGCUGUCCCAGUCUAGUUGCCUUUUUUUAUUUUCCUUCUCUAAGGAUUUUCCUGCUUCAGUGGUAAAAUGCUGGGUGAAAUUGAUGGUGAUGCACCUCUUGAUUAUGCUGAAAUCCAGAUUUUCCCAGCACAGAACAGGUAUGAAGCAAGUGUUUGCUGUAAAGGCAAAAUACAAAUUGUGGAAACUGGAGUUCUAGAAUCACUGUUGCCUCAUUUACCAAAAGUUAAUGAAAUUUACUCUAAUGGAACCAAUGCCUCCGUCAAACUCUUACUCCCGGAAAACCUGAAUGGUGCAGCAUGGUUUACAAAGUCAACUUUAAACAGAUUCUUCCAGACUAUGAGUUCGCCAGAUUUGAUGCAUACAGCUAGUUUUACGAAAGACGAGAUGUCACAGUUGGAGGAGGCCAGAAGGUUCCAUCUGUCGUUGUAUGGCGAGCCCCAAGUUGAGAAAGCAUCAGAUAAUUCGAAGAAUGAACUCUUGCGAGCUCUGGAUUUGAGGUUGACGGCGUUAAAAAGUGAAUUAGCCACUAGUUUUAGCGAGGCUGCAUGUUCCAUUUGCUCCACCAAAGAGAUUACUGAUUUAGCCAAAUUUUCUGAACACUUUGGAGGAAUAGAAUUGAGGGAUUCUUUGCACAAGUUUUUAGAGCUGAACCAGGAGAGCAAUAGUGAUCACCAAAAUGAUGUCAAGAGCUCACUCAUGCCAAAACCAAGGAAUCACAAUGUAAAUGAGACACAGGGAAAUGUUCAGAUAUCAAAAGCAGUGCAUUCAGAUACACCAGUAAAGUUUGGAGUUUCGCCUGCAAAAGCUGCUCAGGUUGAGAGACAGAUUUCAUCGGGAAGUGAGGAGUCUUCUGAAUCAAGUGACGAGGACAGAAGAUCUGCAGAAAGAAGUCGAACUAUGAUAAGAUCUGCAUCACCCAGAAGGUCAGCAUCUCCAAUGCGGAGGGUACAAAUAGGAAGAGGAGGGUCACGCAGGGCGGCUGCAUUGACCAUUAAGAGCCUCGGCUUUUUCCCAGCAAGGGAUAAAAGUUUUCCGUACAGAGAUGCAUCUGGAAAUAGUAGUGAAGAGGAAGGAUUUGAGCAACCAAAUAGGAAACCUGAGAAUCAUGUACGAAGAAUGUCCGUUCAAGAUGCCAUCCAUCUUUUUGAAAGCAAGCAAAGGGAUCAAACUGGUGAUGGUCAAAUGAGGAAGUCAUUAUCAAAUAUAUCUAUAAAUGCUAGUAAAGCUGUAUUGAGAAGAUGGAGUUCAGGUAUGGGUGAAACUUCCACCCCAUGCGAACCAGAGCCUGAGGACUUUGUGCCUAAUGAUGUAGAAAAUGAAGAGAAUCAGAAGUAUACAACAGACGUGAAAUCAGAGUCAGAAACUGUACCUACAGGUCAGGAGACCAUUAAAACCCCUGAAGUUCACAUGAACUUGGAAAAAUUGGAUAAGAGUUUGUCUGACCCAACAGAUAAUGAAGCAGAUACUAUUAUCACAGAAGAAGAGAGUGUCAAAAAGUCAACAGCAACAACUGAAUGGAAUAGACUAAAGGAGGCUGAGUUGAAUCAGAUGUUGAUGCAAAUGAUGGAAACAAAGCCUGGAAGACAUGCAAAGACUCAAACUAGCAGAAAACAAAGUCUACCUUCUGGGCAAAGAGGUGGAUUUUAUGAUCACUACAAGGAGAAGAGGGAUGAAAAGCUCAGAGGAGAGAAUUCUAGGAUUAAAGCAGAGAAAGAAGCUCAAUUUAAAGCAAUGCAGAAAAUUCUUGAUGAGAGAAAAUCCGAAAUGGCCUCCAAAAAGGUAAAAGAUGUUGAUAAAAAGCCUGUUAUGCGCAAGUCUCAAAAAUCAGUUAGAAGUUUGCCUCAACCUGCCAACCCCAAAAAGGAAACCAAAAAGGAAAUAUCAAAGGUACCUUCUGCAAAGAAGACUUUGCCAAAAACAUCACCCUUGCCUCCUACACGCAAGUCAUGGCCAUCGACACCACCAGCAAGAGCUGUAGGGACAUCACCAGCUAAAACUCCUGUUGGGAACUCCUCUGCUGGCACUACUCCAACGCGUCGAAAAACCCAGCAACAAUCAUCACUUCCUCGACCUAGCUCUAAAGUGGAAAGGCCCCAGCAGCUGCAAAGAAAGGAGUCUCUGACUAAUAGUGGCAAGGGCUUGAAAAAUGUGAAAGCUGUUAACGAGAAACAACAGCAAGCACCGAAAAAGACUAGUAAACCAACAAAAACAAAAGUAGGGACAGCUUCUGAGGAUUGUUCAGAUGUGAUUCCAGCAAAGCCUGGGCUAUAUAGCAGGGUAACUAAAAAAAGUACUGUAGUGCCAGUCGAAACAAAACCUUUUCUCCGCAAGGGUUCUAGGACUGCUCCUGGUGUUAGUCCCACUGUUAACAAGACAAAAAAUUCUCAAUCAGAAGAAUUGCUCAGAAACAGCGAAAAUCUUGUUGAGAAGCAAGAAACAGAAGUGGUUGCUGAUAUUUCUGAAACGGCGAGUCAGCGUCAAGGAGAGGAUGUCAUGUUAGUAGAUCAUCAAGAUGCUGCUAUGGAAUCAGAAGCUCUGGAAAAUAGCUGGCAUGAAUGUAAUAGUGGGGCAGAGAACUUUGACUCAGUCCCUGCUGAUUGUAAUGGUGCCUUGCCCAAAAAUGUCACAGACUCCUUAACAGAAAUUCAAGUUGAAGAAGAAGCAAUAAUCUCCCCUUCGGCCUGGGUUGAAACAGAAGAACAUCAAGCCAUGCCACCAUGUGAUGACAGGCCAGGUCAGCCUACCUCUUCUACCAUUGCUGCACCAAUUGGAUCAACAAGUCCACGUGUGCGUCAUUCUUUGUCCCAAAUGCUGCAAGAGGAGAGUAAUGAACCUGAUAUUAUUGAAUGGGGUAAUGCUGAAAAUCCUCCUGCAAUAGUCUACCAGAAAGAUGCACCCAAAGGAUUGAAGAGGCUAUUAAAGUUUGCCCGGAAGAGUAAAGGAGAUGCUAAUAUAAGUGGUUGGUCUAGCCCAUCAGUUUUUUCCGAAGGCGAAGAUGAUGCUGACAAUCUAAUGAGAAAGGCUAGUCUUAAUGCGAAGAGUAACUAUGGGCAGCAAAGAACUUCAUUAGGAGAUGGUUAUGAUGCUCGUGAAGUAUACUCAGCUCAAUCAAAUAUUAGCAAAGUCAAUACCAGGAGUUCCUUGCAUAAGUUGCAAGACGAUUCCACUGGAGUGUCAACAACUAAAGCAACAAGAUCAUUCUUCUCCCUUUCAGCCUUUAGAGGCGGCGCGAAAUGAGAUUGAAAGUUUUCUUCAUAAAUAGCUAUAAGUUCGAGAUGAUGAUUCUAUAUUGCUUUUAGUUCAAGACCAAAUGCAAUGCAGGUUUAGCAAGAAGCAAAAUUCUACUUUUCUUACAUCGGUCGAGCAUAGUUUGUACUGUUCCAGGUGCAGGAAAAAAGAUGUUUUUAAAAGAUUUCUUCCUUUUCCCCUCUUAUUUUCUGGGUUGUACAUUCAAUUUGCCCUGGUUCUAGGAUUUCACUAUGCUUAGCACCUUGCUGCUUAGAUAUCUUGAACAUUCAUUGAUUGCAAUUUGUUUAGUCAACUAACCACUGCUUUUGUAUCUCGUUUGUGAAAUUACUUAAUAAUAUAUUCCAGUUUCAAAUUUGUA
Molecule: messenger RNA, 3847 nt
Organism: Humulus lupulus (European hop)
Lineage: Eukaryota; Viridiplantae; Streptophyta; Magnoliopsida; Rosales; Cannabaceae
Exons: 9
Coding region: 307-3477 (1056 amino acids)
Source: RefSeq, a predicted model, not a curated record